Molecule: messenger RNA, 3462 nt
Organism: Wallemia ichthyophaga EXF-994
Lineage: Eukaryota; Fungi; Basidiomycota; Wallemiomycetes; Wallemiales; Wallemiaceae
Product: DNA repair protein RAD5
Exons: 6
Coding region: 1-3462 (1153 amino acids)
Molecular function (GO): ATP-dependent chromatin remodeler activity; zinc ion binding; ATP binding
Source: RefSeq, a predicted model, not a curated record
AUGACGCAAGAUACGCCGCUCUUCUUCGAUUCUGGAGAUGAGUGGGAAGAAGAAAACAAUAAGACCGAGAGUGAUUUGGAGAUAGUCGCGAGCACACCUGCCAAACGUAAACACGAAGACAAACUCAGUCGAGAAGACACAGACGUCGUCGAGAUAACGGCGAAAACAGAUGAAACGCGCUAUAAUCGAUUUAUUGGCGAGAUUAUCAUUAGUGGUUGGUCCACUGUUAACGGCAAAGGUUAUGCCCGCAGUGGCGAGCAGGUGCUGGUAGAGAGAGAUAAGAAUAAGCAGGCGGAGAAGACUGGCAAGAAUGGAAAGAAUGGCAAGGGCAAAACAUCAACUUUGAAGGGAUUCGCUGCCAAGUCUUCAAACAAAUCAGAAAACACUAUCAUCAGAUUUAGGAACAUGCGCGGGUUUGAAGUGGGUAGGCUACCGUCUAACCACACGUCGUAUCUGAGCAGACUGCUCGAUAAGCAGAUCAUCGAGCUCACUGGAACGUUGAUGGAUUGCGACGAGACGCUGCGCAGUGGUGAUACCAUCAUUCUCUCGCUACAGGUGUAUCUUCACCCGAAAGCGUUUGCACAGAAGAACAGCAGCAAAAGCAACAGCAACAACACAGACGGACAGGCCAGCAAGAUAUCUCAGAGUGAGGAAAGCCAACAGGAGAAAGAACUUGCUGGACGGCAGGAGGCUCUGAUGAAAGUGUUCCACCAUACCAGCUUGAGCCCGAUUGAAAGCAGCAGUGUCACCCAACAGCAUCGUCGCAAAGGCGCCCUUAAUGGCAUAUCCCAGAUUGACCACUUCAAGCAAGCUGCUUCACAGAUACACUCCGUUGACACCGUGAACACUGCGAACACUGACACCGACACUGAUAACACCGUCAAAAACAACACCAAAACUACGCAUGUGAUGGACAAGUCCGUUAUCAACAUUGAUAGCAGCGACGAUGAGCAUGAUCAAGCUCACGAUAACGCUCACGAUCGCUCUCAAACCCCUGACAAAGUCGAUGACGAGCAGCUGCGAGCUGUCUAUAGCCGCGCUGGAGGUACUAGCAGGAACUUGAUGCCUAUUGAUGCCGCUGACAGCUUCAAUCUGACACUGCGCAACUACCAAAAGGAAGCGCUCAGCUGGAUGUCGUCAAUGGAGAGUGGAGAAAGCGAGGAGAUUGGGAAAAACGGGAGAAGCCGGUCGUGUGAUCCACAUCCUCAAGCGAUGCAUCCUCUUUGGGAAAAAUACCGAUUCAGAGAUCAUCCGCAGAGCACGACUCAUGCCGAGUAUUUUUACUUCAAUCCAUACUCGAGCGAGCUGUCAGAUACUUUCCCAUCUGCCAACAAGACUCUGAGAGGUGGCAUACAGGGCGAUGAAAUGGGUAUGGGGAAGACUAUUAUGAUUGCAGCGCUUCUCCAUCACCACAAAAACUCAGACUUGUCUUGGCACCAAAAACAAAUCAAUACAGUCAAGCCAGGAAAGCAGCAGAGAAUUGACGCAGUUGGGAGCAAACAAUCUAAAUCUGCUCCUAUAAAGAUCGAUCAGAGCGAUUCAGAUAACGAUUAUCAGCUCAGUCAGAGCCAGGAAAUCCGAGACACUGAAGAUGGCAAGCCAAAGAAGAAACGGAAGCAGAAUACAUCUACGUCUGCUAAAAAUCCCUCACAAUCCAGACAGCCGGGGGGUUUCAAGGCGCUCAAUGACACUACUCUCGUCAUCGUUCCUAUGUCCCUGCUCGGUCAGUGGCGAGACGAGAUUGAGCGGUGCUCUGCGAAAGGCUCUGUUCGCACCAUUGUAUACUACGGCGAAAAUCGAGGCAAUCUUGAGAAUCAACUGAGAAAGCGCACAAAAGUUGAAGAUGAGAAUGGCAAUGUUAUAGAUUACUCGAAUUGUUUCAAUGUCGUAAUAACAAGCUAUGGUGUUCUCAUAAGCGACUACCAGACAUUCGUAAAGUCUUCCAACGAGGCUGUCACCGUACCGACGAUUCUCGAUUAUUAUUGGCACAGAGUUGUAAUUGACGAGGCACACCACAUCAAAAACAGAUCGACGCUCAAUGCCAAGGCGGCAUUCGAAAUCGCUGCUUACAGAAGAUGGGCUCUCACAGGCACACCGAUUGUCAAUCGCCUCGAAGACCUUUACUCGCUGCUCAAAUUCCUUAAAGUUGAACCUUGGUCCGAUUUCACCUUCUUCAAGAGUUUCAUUACCGCACCAUUUGCAAGCCAAGAUCCCAAGGCUAUAGAACUGAUCCAGGUCAUAAUGUCAUCUUGUCUGCUCCGGAGAGAGAAGAACAUGCGAGAUAGCGAUGGGAAACCUAUCGUCACACUCCCCAAGAAGAUUGUCAAUGUUGAGAAACUCGAUUUCUCCCCGGAGGAGAGACAGAUAUACAACGCUAUCUUUAAAAAAGCGAAGAGGAAGUUCGAUGCUUUGAGUCAUAAAGGGAUGUUGCUCAAAAGCUACAGUAACAUAUUCGCAAUGCUCCUCAGACUUCGCCAAGCUGCUCUCCAUCCGUUUCUUGUCACAUCCGGAGGUAAUAAGAAGGACACAGAGAGCGAUGAAGUGGAGGACGAUGAUGGUGGUGUUGCAGGUAUUGACAUACAGUCUAUGAUUGCAAAAUUUGCCGCAGGUGGUGAUUCCAAUUACGCCAAGCAGGUACUCAGUGAACUCGCGAACGGAGUUCAUGAGCAGACUGACAUGAGUGAAGAGGACAAUGAGUGUCCUAUAUGUUUUGAGAACAUGUCUAUCCCUGUUCUGCUUCCGUGUAUGCACAAGAGCUGCAAGCAAUGCGUUCUAGGAUACUUCGAUAGAUUAGAAGACAAGGGGGAGAUGACUUCGUGUCCAGUCUGCCGCAAUGGCCCAAUACGCACAGAUCAACUACUUGAGGUCGUGUACGGUGAACCGACAUCCCAGAAUGACCAAGUGGUGAAGUUGCGAAAGGCGCACAAUUUUCAAUCCUCAGCGAAACUGCGUGCUCUCACUGGACAUUUACAGCGAUUGCGCGAAGUGGAGGGUAAAUUCAAAGCUGUCGUUUUCUCACAAUUCACAGCUUUCUUGGAUCUAGUUGGCGAUUCGCUCAUUAAGGACAAGAUUCAUUUCUUAAGACUGGAUGGAUCGACGUCACAGAAGAAUAGGGAGAUAGUACUCAAUGAUCUCGAUAGAGGUGAUAAUAGUGUAGUCCUUCUCAUCAGCUUGCGAGCUGGUGGUGUGGGACUCAACCUUACUUCCGCUAACCACGUAUUUAUGAUGGACGUCUGGUGGAACGAAGCCAUCGAAAAGCAGGCUAUUGAUAGAGUACAUAGAAUCGGCCAAGAGAAAGACGUACACGUUGUGAGGUUCUGUAUCCAAGACAGCAUAGAGGAUCGCGUUAUGCACAUACAGAAACGCAAGACUGCGCUCGUUGACAAUGCGCUAGGUGGUAAAUCAUCAGAAGAAAACAAACAGGAGAGAAUAGCUAAUCUCAACUUAAUAUUCAGCCAGUGA